This is a messenger RNA of Tetrahymena thermophila SB210, 1014 nucleotides long. RefSeq names its product transmembrane protein, putative. The record is from RefSeq and is a predicted model, not a curated record. Lineage: Eukaryota; Ciliophora; Oligohymenophorea; Hymenostomatida; Tetrahymenidae. The transcript is spliced from 2 exons.
AUGUCGAAAUUCACCUCCGAGCCUUUAAUAUUUUAUCCUGUUAAUUAUUGUUUAAAUAUUUUUUGUAUAUGGAAUACAGUAAUAUAUUUUGUUUAAGCAAGUAAAAUAAAUAAUUAAAUAAAAUAUAAAAUAUAGAUAUUUAAAUAUAAGAUCACUAAAGUAGUAUGUAAUAGUGUUCAUUUAUCGAAAUUGUCUUUAUUGUUAUUCUUGGAUAAUUAUUUCUCUAGUAGGAAAUAAAUAUUUAGUAGAAUAAUAAAUAUUAUUUUAAAAAUUUAAAAUAAUAAAAAGGUAUCGAAAUAGGUUUCGAACCUGGACAAACAAACAAAAAAAAUAAAAAAUUUUUAAUCAAAGAUUUAAUUUGUUUUUAAUAAAGAAAUCUAAAUUUUUAAUCAAAUAUUUAAUUUUUAUAGUUAAGCAUUUUUUUCAUUCAUUUUAAAUUAAAAAAAAAAUUAAUUCAAGAUUAAAUAUUUGAUUUUUGAUAAAAAAUUAUAAUUUCUUCAUCAAAAAAUUAAAUCUUUGAUUAAAUAUUUAUUAUUUUUUUAUUCUAUCAGUUUGCUUCUAAACCUGCUUCAAAAACUUUUUUUUAUUUCUUUUAAUUUUUUAUUUAUUUUAAUAAAUAAUAUAUUUUAAUCUAUUAAAUGUAUAAUUCUUACUCAAGAAAUAAUUAUCCAAAAAUAGCUGAAAGAAAGAAUAAAGCAGGAUAUUCAUAUAGGAUUAAAAAUAUUAUUUGCUUUUAAGUAAACUGUGGUAUUAAAAGAAGCAUAUUUAUUUAGCUUUUUUAAUUAAAUUAUUUAUAUAUUUGGCAUUUAUAAAAAUAUAAAAAUAUCUCAAAAAGCUUUAUAUUAAAUUUUAAAAGUCAAAUAUUAAAGAUAAAAAAAUUAAUUUUCUAAAAGUAGUUUCUAAUAGCUUAUAAAAAUAAUAUAGUAAUUAUAUAAAUUUAUCUUUUUUUCUCAUAUUUAUAAUAAUAAAUAAAUAAUCAUUUCUUUAUGUAAAGUAACUUCUACCUACAAGUGA